CGUGCGCUCGUCUGCUUUACGGCUCCCAACAUCAACACCACGGCUCACUACAGGCGCUCGACUCCACGCGACUUACUUAGCACACACAGCCAUGACCACCGAAUCAUACCCAAGAACAGUGCUCUACUGCGGAGUAUGCACGCUGCCACCUGAAUACUGCGAGUUCGGCGGCACCACCAAGAAGUGCGAGGAAUGGCUUGAGAAGAACCAGCCCGAGUUGCAUAAGAAGCUCUAUUCACAAGAAGCCCUCGAGCAAAACCUCUCCUCCCUCUCCCUCGAAGCCCAGAAACGCGCCGAAAAAGAUUCCCAAAAGAAAGCCGCCAAAGCCGCCGCCGCCGAAGCCCGCGAUGCCGAGACCCGGGCCUCCUCCAAAGUCCUCAUCAAGCGCAUUGAGCGCAACAAGCGCAAGUACGUCACCGCCGUGCAGGGCCUAGAGGCGUUUGGCCUCGACAUCAAAAAGGUCGCCAAGGACUUUGGCAAGAAGUUCGCGACGGGCAGCAGCGUGACAAAAGUGCCGGGCGGGGGCGAGGAGAUCACCGUGCAGGGAGACCUGAGCGAUGAUAUCCAGGAGUACAUUGAGGAGAAUUAUAAGAAUGUGCCGGAUGACAAUAUUGAGUUGGUGGAGGAUAAGAAGAAGAAGAAGGCGGAGCAGCAGGCGGUAUGAGUGUGGCAGUAGGGGUUGAGGGAAGCACGACAGGACUCACAGAGCACGAGUAGGCCAUCGACGGUACCAGGAGUGAGCAUGCACAGCAGGCCGUGGACUUGGAGUUGAAUAGUGUCAG
Messenger RNA from Paraphaeosphaeria sporulosa, 782 nucleotides. RefSeq names its product RNA binding protein-like protein Tma22. The record is from RefSeq and is a predicted model, not a curated record. Bases 92 to 664 code for a protein of 190 amino acids. Gene Ontology annotation, biological process: translation reinitiation; formation of translation preinitiation complex. NCBI's taxonomy places the organism in Eukaryota, Fungi, Ascomycota, Dothideomycetes, Pleosporales, Didymosphaeriaceae. The transcript has 4 exons. Gene Ontology annotation, molecular function: translation initiation factor activity; mRNA binding.